UCUUAUCCUAAUUUUUGGUAAAUCGUUACAGCCCAGAUAGAUAAAUGAACGCCCUUGAAUUAACAAACUAGCAUAAAUAAAUUAACAAAUGGACACAAUACAAAGUGUACUCGGCUUGGAGUGGAUAGGCGGCAGGAGUAUUUUGAUAUUUCUGUUUGUUUUUCUGUUGUUGGCUGAUGUCUUGAAGAACAGGGUGUCGCCCAACUUUCCACCAGGACCGUGGGCUCUUCCUUUUAUCGGAGACCUUCAUCGUGUUGAUUCCACACGACUCCACCUGCAGAUCAGAGAGUUUGCAGAGAAAUAUGGAAACAUUUUUAGCCUUCGACUCUUUGGUGGAAGGAUUGUGGUCCUCAAUGGCUACAAGCUUGUGAGAGAGGCCUUGGUCCAAAGAGGAGAGGACUACAUGGAUCGUCCUGCCAUACCGUUGUUUCACACUUUAGUUGGAAAUAAAGGUCUGGUGGUAUCAAAUGGAAAUCAAUGGAAGGAGCAGAGGAGAUUUGCUCUUCGUACGCUCAGAAACUUUGGUUUGGGCAAGAAGUCACUGGAGCCAUCCAUCCAGCAGGAGUGCCAUUUCCUCACUGAGGCAUAUGCCCUUCAACAAGGCAAGCCUUUUAAUGCCCAGUCACUGAUAAACAGUGCUGUGUCCAACAUCAUCUGCUGCCUGGUGUUUGGGGAUCGCUUUGAGUACACUGACAAGCAGCACCACAUGAUUCUUCAGACCUUCAAUGAGUUACUGUACUUGGAGGGAGGUUUUUGGGCACAGGUUUAUAACACGUUACCCUGGCUGAUGAAGUGGCUGCCUGGACCACACCAGAAGAUAUUCACACUGACACAAAAUAUAAUUGACUUCAUACACAUCAAGAUUGAAGAACACAGAGAAAGCUUUGACCCUUCAUCACAGAGAGACUACAUCGACUGCUUCCUCACAGAGAUGGGCGAGAUGAAGGACAAAGAUUCUGGUUUUGACUUAAAUAAUUUAAAGAUCUGCACUAUGGACCUGUUUGUUGCUGGAACUGAAACCACUACCACUACUUUACACUGGGGACUGCUGUACAUGAUCUACUACCCUCACUUCAAGAGAGUCCAGGCUGAGAUAGAUACUGUUGUUGGCUCAUCCAGACAGCCCUCUAUGACGGACAAAGAAAAGAUGCCCUAUACUGAUGCAGUCAUCCAUGAAAUCCAGAGAAUGGCCAACAUCCUUCCCCUAAAUGUGGCUCGCAUGACAAGCAAGGACACUGUGCUCGACAAGUACAAGCUUCCAAAGGGCACCCUUGUCUUGCCCACACUGGUCUCGGUUCUAUGUGAUGAGUCGAUGUGGGAAACUCCACACACAUUCAACCCUCAACAUUUUCUGGAUGGGGACGGCAAAUUUAGAAAGAGAGAAGCCUUCCUUCCUUUUUCAGCAGGGAAGCGUGUGUGUCUUGGGGAGCAGCUGGCCAGGAUGGAGUUGUUCCUCUUUUUCACCUGCCUCCUUCAGAGGUUUUCUUUCUCAGCACCUGCUGGAGAGCCGCCCACUCUGGAGUUUAAGUUAGGGGCAACUCUGUGUCCCAAACCUUACCGCCUCUGUGCCGUACCACGAUAAACCACCAAUGUCCCAAACUGUACCAUCACAAACAAAAUGAAUCACUGUUUUCACUUUGAUUUGAACUAUCUACUGUUAUUUUACAUACAUUACACAUUGUUUUCUUUUCCUUACUCAGUAGGCCUUUUAGGCUUUU
Etheostoma spectabile (orangethroat darter) is the source of this 1718-nucleotide messenger RNA. RefSeq names its product cytochrome P450 2J6. Gene Ontology annotation, cellular component: cytoplasm; intracellular membrane-bounded organelle. Gene Ontology annotation, biological process: xenobiotic metabolic process. The coding region runs from base 89 to 1582 and encodes 497 amino acids. Gene Ontology annotation, molecular function: iron ion binding; heme binding; oxidoreductase activity, acting on paired donors, with incorporation or reduction of molecular oxygen, reduced flavin or flavoprotein as one donor, and incorporation of one atom of oxygen. The record is from RefSeq and is a predicted model, not a curated record. NCBI's taxonomy places the organism in Eukaryota, Metazoa, Chordata, Actinopteri, Perciformes, Percidae. The transcript is spliced from 9 exons.